Pollicipes pollicipes is the source of this 2432-nucleotide messenger RNA. Its product is annotated as b(0,+)-type amino acid transporter 1. Gene Ontology annotation, molecular function: L-amino acid transmembrane transporter activity. The record is from RefSeq and is a predicted model, not a curated record. Gene Ontology annotation, cellular component: membrane. Bases 94 to 1623 code for a protein of 509 amino acids. The transcript is spliced from 12 exons. Gene Ontology annotation, biological process: amino acid transmembrane transport. NCBI's taxonomy places the organism in Eukaryota, Metazoa, Arthropoda, Thecostraca, Pollicipedomorpha, Pollicipedidae.
AGAGUGGCGAGCGGGGGCGGCGGAAGCAGCGCAGACAGUCUUCGUCGCUCGAAGCGCCCCACACUUCAUGAGACAGAGCCGGAGGGCGAAGCGAUGCAAAAGAAACAUGGCUUCACUGCUGGAGAGCAUCGCAAUGGGAGUGUACAGAAGAACGGUAGCACCGGCCAGCUGUCCGACGUACCCGAAGGAAAAGCUGGUGACCUGCUGGCGCCACCCGCACCAGAUGCGGGCGACUCUACGCACCUCGAGAGAAGGGUGGGACUCUUCUCUGGGACUGCUCUAAUCGUCGGCACAAUGAUCGGGUCUGGGAUAUUUGUAUCCCCGAAGGGUGUGCUGGAGCGCACCGGAUCCGUUGGACUCUCCCUCGUCGUGUGGGCAGGAUGUGGCGUCCUGUCCAUGCUUGGUGCGCUGGCGUACGCCGAGCUGGGCACGUUGAUCCCGUCGUCUGGCGCCGAGUACGUCUACCUGCUGGUGGGGCUGGGCCCACUGCCGGCUUUCGUCUUCUCCUGGGUCUGCUCGUUCGUGCUCAAGCCCAGCAUGCUGGCCAUCAUCUGCCUGUCGUUCGCCGAGUAUCUGGUCGAGGCGUUCGUCGAGGAGUGCGAGCCGCCGGCCCACGUUGUGACGCUCGUCGGGAUUCUCACCAUCGGGGUCAUCACCUUCAUCAACUGCUUUAGCGUCAGGCUGGCCACCAAGGUGCAGAACGUCUUCACGGCCGCUAAGCUGUUCGCUAUCGGCAUUAUCGUGAUCGGGGGAAUGUACUCGCUGGCCGAAGGCAACACGCAGUACCUGCGUCAGGGUUUCCAGCACACCACCACUUCGGUCAGUGAUGUGGCCACGGCCUUCUACAGCGGCUUGUGGGCCUACGACGGCUGGAACAACCUCAACUACGUCACCGAGGAGAUCAAAAACCCUUCCAGGAACCUGCCGCUAGCCAUCAUCAUCGGCCUGCCGCUGGUGACUGCCUGCUACCUGCUGGUCAACAUUUCCUACCUGGCCGUCAUGUCGCCGGUGGAGCUGCUGCAGUCUGACGCCGUGGCUGUGACGUUCGGGAACCGCAUACUGGGUGUUAUGUCCUGGCUGAUGCCACUGGCUGUCACAUUGUCCACCUUCGGCGCUGCCAACGGCACCUGCUUCACCUCGGGAAGGCUGUGCUACGCCGCCGCCAGACAAGGUCACCUUGUGGACGUGCUCAGCUUCGUACAUGUCCGACGUCUAACGCCAUCUCCCGCCCUCAUCUUCAACGCCAUCAUCGCCAUCGCCAUGAUCGCGGCCGGCGACAUUGGCAGCCUGAUCGACUUCUUCAGCUUCACCGUCUGGAUCUUCUACGGCAUGGCCAUGCUGGCGCUCAUCAUGAUGCGCAGGACCAAGCCCGACGCGCCCAGGCCCUACAAGGUGCCGAUCGUGAUUCCGUGGCUGGUGCUCUUCAUGUCCGUGUACUUGGUGGUGGGCCCGAUCAUCGACGCGCCGCAGAUCGAGUACCUGUACGCGCUGGCGUUCGUGCUGGCCGGCCCGCUCGUCUACAUACCGUUCGUCCACUACAAGUGGACGCCGGGCUUCAUCCACAAGAUCACCCUGUUCCUGCAAAAGCUGUUUGAGGUCGUGCCGACCAGCUACGACGACUAGUUGGUUGCGGGUCUGCCACAUGGGCAGCGGAGGACUCAAAAAUGCCACUGCAUGAGCCACCUCCGCAUGGUCGCGCGCCAUCUGCGACGGCUGGGGUUCGGAAACGACCCUCAUCAAGACUUGACGCAGACCAGAGGCUGUGUCCUGUGUCCUCUGAGAUUUCGACCGGCAGGUCCUGAUCACAGCAGCUCGCUUGACGGCCGGCUGGCUGCGGAGGAUGACUGGUGGUAGCGCACGUGACGUUAGCGGGCUAAUGCCGGCUGAGGCCGGGUGCAUCAAGAGCGGCACUCCGAUUCGGGCGGGCGUCUUUCGUUGCCGCGCGGUGUCCCGGCCGUGUCUUUGGUGGUAAAGUGGCUCUCAGUUUGCCCAGAAACCAUUUGGGCUACAGCUGCCUGUCUUUAGUGGGAGAAAAGGAAUGCCUCGUUUUGUCUUGUGCGGACGGCUGUUAAUCAUCAUGGCGUUUCGAAACGCAUGACCGUCAACGGCAAGCAUCUGCAUCUAUGUGAACACUGUAUGUACAUCACAUGUACUCCUCUAGCUUUGAAGCUCACCGAUUCAACCGCAAAAUUCCCCUCACAAAAGCGGGCCCGGAGACACCGUGCCACAUCUGAGGAGGCCUUUCGUGCUGACAUCGCGCUCAAAACAGACGCGGUCUUAUCAUUCCGAGAUGGUCUUGACCUCGGCGCCAGUGGCCUCCAGCUGUCAGGGGUUCGGUGGGGUCCGCGGCGCCGCGCCACGGCCCAGGCAGACCCCGGCCCCGCCCUCCAAGCCGCAUCAGUGAUCCUUCUACACACACCCACUAACGAAAU